AUGGCCUCGCUUCCGGCUCGCACCGGCAGCAUUUACCAUCUUCCCCCGCUCGCCUUGCCUUCCUGCCCGCACCGCAUUGCCAACGUUGCGGUUUCAGACUUCGGCCUUACCUCGCUCACUCCUCCGACCCCUUGCUUGCCGUUGCGGUCACCUCCAGCCUUGUCCUCUGCCCGCGCUGAGUCGCCGCCGACCCAUGCCGAGCGGUCUUCCAGUUCAGACUCCGCCAAGCCCUUGCUCGCUGCCCGCGUUGACCACGCGACCCUGCCUUGCGAUGCCGAUGUCUCCACGACAUACUCCACCCUCCGCGUUAUUCUCCUCCUCGGCCAUCCCCGCGACCUUCUCCGCUCUUGCUGCGCGGACUGUCUUUGCGGCUCCACAUCAUCCACCCAACCUUCAUGCUCCCUGCCUUACCGCCCAUCCCGGCCGUCGCUACCCACGACCAUCGCGGCCUUAUCUUGUGUUGACCGGCACCUCUUGUGCCCUUAA
Messenger RNA from Mycena indigotica, 486 nucleotides. RefSeq lists its product as uncharacterized. The transcript has a single exon. Lineage: Eukaryota; Fungi; Basidiomycota; Agaricomycetes; Agaricales; Mycenaceae. Bases 1 to 486 code for a protein of 161 amino acids. The record is from RefSeq and is a predicted model, not a curated record.